AGCACAGAGGCUCAGAUUUAAUAAUGGCUGUUGUGGAGACACUUCUGCAGUUUUCCAGCAGUGGUACAAUACUGGCUGUCUUGCUUGUGUUUUUGGUCUUAUAUGUGCUUUCAUCCAACUCCAAAUCUCACAAAGAAGGAAAAGAUCCACCAGGACCCAAACCACUUCCACUGCUGGGAAACCUGCUGACGCUGGACCUGAAAAGACCUUUUGAUACUCUCUGUGAGCUUUCCAAAACGUAUGGAAACGUAUUCCAAGUGUUUUUUGGUCCCAAAAAAGUUGUGGUCUUGACCGGAUACAAAACGGUUAAAGAUGCGCUCGUGAACCGAGCAGAAGAGUUUGGAGAUCGAGAUGUUCUACCUGGUUUCAAACUACUUGGUAAAAAAAAUCAUGGGAUCCUCUCUGCCAAUGGAGAGAGCUGGAAAGAGAUGAGACGCUUUGCUCUGACUAACCUGCGUGACUUUGGGAUGGGCAAGAGACGAAGUGAAGACAAAAUCAUGGAGGAAAUUCAGUAUCUGAAAGAAGAGUUUGAGAAGUUUCAAGGAAAAGCAUUCGAUACUACUCAACCCGUGAACUACGCUGUAUCAAACAUCAUCUCAUCUAUUGUGUAUGGCAGCAGAUUUGAAUACACAGAUCCUCGCUUCACAGCAAUGGUUGACAGGGCAAAUGAAAACGUUCGGAUUAGUGGAUCUGUUUCUAUGCGGCUGUAUAACACAUUUCCAUGGCUGGGUCCAUUCCUGAACACCAAAAAGGCUAUGGUGAAAAAUGCUCAAAAAAACAUAGAAUCAAUAACACAGUUGAUCUCUGAGCUGUUAGAAACCCUGAAUCCACAGGACAGCAGAGGAUUUGUUGACUCCUUUCUCAUCCGAAAACUGAGUGAUGAGAAAUCCAACAAGAAGGACUCAUAUUUUCACCAGGACAAUCUUCUCAGGUCUGUGGUAAAUCUUUUUGUUGCUGGUACAGACACUACAGGAACAACAUUGCGCUGGGGUCUGAUGAUUAUGGCCAAAUACCCUCAUAUCCAAGAUCGAGUUCAAGAGGAGAUUGACAGAGUGAUCGGUGGACGUCAGCCAAUGGUGGACGACAGAAAGAAUUUACCUUACACAGAUGCUGUGAUCCAUGAAGUACAGAGACUGGCCAACAUAGUGCCCAUGAAUCUACCACAUACAACCAGCUGUGAUGUGAACUUUAAUGGAUAUUUCAUCAAGAAGGGUACCACUGUAAUUCCUCUGUUGACGUCUGUAUUAAGGGAUGAAAGUGUUUGGAAGAAACCAUACAGCUUUUAUCCAGAACACUUUCUUGAUGAGAAGGGCCAGUUUGUUAAGAACGACGCUUUCAUGCCCUUUUCUGCAGGCCGCAGGAUUUGUCUAGGAGAGAGUUUGGCCAGGAUGGAGCUCUUUCUUUUCUUCACCUCCCUUCUUCAGAUCUUCCGCUUCACUCCUCCACCAGGAGUGUCUGGAGAUGAACUGGAUCUCAAGGGAAUCGUUGGAAUCACAUUGAAUCCAUCACCACACAAACUUUGUGCCAUCAAGCGAUCCUGAAAAUCCAUCCACAUAGGGAUAAACAGAUUUAAGCACCAAUUUUACAAGGUGCAUAUAAUGUAUAUAUUGUAAAUACUUGAAGAAAGUAUUAGCCACAGUGUGCAAAGCUACUUUUAUUGUAUAAGCUACAUUUAAGUAUGCAUCAGAUUACUUUAUAUUUGCUCAGAUAUUUUGCUGAAAAGCAAUUAAAUAGGAAGCUUAAUUUAUUUAAGACCUCCAUCCAAGACGUUAAGUACAAUCCAAAUGCAAAAAUGUAUUAAAAACAACCAGGCAAACAAGACAAAAGGAUAACCCGAAGCAGUAAUCCAAUAAACAGGCAAAAAGGUCAUUACAUGAAAUAUGAACAUGGAAGCAAUGGCAAUAGCUAUGAACGCUCGGUACGCAGAUAAACUGACAAUACUAUGGAACUAGUGAUGUUAGGUUCUUGAACGAAUCGUUCUUUUGAGCUGGUUCUCAGGAAGUAACCGGUCGAGACGGUAUACAAAUUGAACUGAAAUGAACUUUAGUUUUGGGCAUACACUGUAAAAAAAUCCUGUAGAAAUUACAAUGUAAUUGCAGCUGGGUUGCCGGUAAUUUACCGUA
This is a messenger RNA of Paramisgurnus dabryanus, 2123 nucleotides long. NCBI's taxonomy places the organism in Eukaryota, Metazoa, Chordata, Actinopteri, Cypriniformes, Cobitidae. The record is from RefSeq and is a predicted model, not a curated record.